Messenger RNA from Thyridium curvatum, 1128 nucleotides. RefSeq lists its product as uncharacterized. The record is from RefSeq and is a predicted model, not a curated record. Lineage: Eukaryota; Fungi; Ascomycota; Sordariomycetes; Thyridiales; Thyridiaceae. Gene Ontology annotation, molecular function: oxidoreductase activity. The transcript is spliced from 2 exons. The coding region runs from base 1 to 1128 and encodes 375 amino acids.
AUGGCUUCGUCGAUCCCCAAAACCAUGAAGGCACUCGUCGCGCCGCGGUACUGCAAGCCGAAGGACUACGAGAUCCGGGAAAUACCUACCCCCACCAUUGAGAACCCAGACGAUGUACUCAUCAAGGUCCACGCCGCCGGGAUCCAAGCGGGCGAUACCCAGAUGGCAGGCGGCAUGGCGAAGCUCCUCGGCAAACUAGACUUCCCCAUCAAGAUGGCCAUCGAGGGCUCCGGCGUCGUGCAGGCCGUGGGCAGCGCCGUGACUACCCUCAAGCCCGGCGACGCCGUCUACGGCGCCGUGUUCAAGCGGCCCAUCAUCCCGCUCAAGCAGGUCGGCUUCGCGGCCGAGUACGUCGUCGCGGCGGAGCAGUUCCUCGUGCCCAAGCCGCCCGGCCUCUCCUUCGACGAGGCGGCGGGCCUCAUGGGUAACGCCGUCACGGCAUACCAGAACCUGCGGCGGGCGCUCGAGCUCGCUGGCGUCGAGGACACCUCCAUGGCCGGGCCUCUGCUCCGCGGCAAGAAGGUGUUCAUGCCGGCGGCGCUCAGCGGCACGGGCAACAUCGGCGCGCAGAUGAUCAAGAGGACCUUCAAGGCCGAUAGGCUCGUGUCGACCGUGUCGACGGCCAAGCUGCCGCUCGUGGACCGGCUCCUGCCGGGCGUGUGCGACAAGGUCAUCGACUACACCAAGGAGGACGUCGUGCGGGAGGCCGGCGGCGCGGGCGCCUUCGACGUCGUGUACAACACGCAGUGGGACCUGCCGGCCGCGGUGCCGCUGGCGAACCCCCGGACGGGCGUCAUCGUGUCCAUCGCGAGCGCGCCCUCGCCGGCGCUGUUCCGGGAGGUGCUGGGCCCGGCCAACACGCCGUUCUGGGUCGCGUGGGUGCUCGGCGCCGCGCAGUGGUACUACGCCUGGCUGCUGCGGGGCACGGCCGUCCGGUACGAGUUCCUGUCGGGCGACAUGGGCCGGCGGGAGGACGUCGAGGCCGUGGCGGCCGUCGCCGCGCGCGGGGACGUCAGGCCCGUCGUCCGGACGGUGCGGAUGGCGGACAUUGACGAGGUGCGGGCCCACUGCGAGCUGACGAGGGUGAGCAAGGGCGGCGUGGGCAAGCUGGUCAUCCAGGUCGUGUGA